CACAGCCGCUCUCGGGCCCCGCCCACUGCUGGCUAGAGUGAAAGUAAAGAAGUCUUCCGUUGUUCGGCAGAGUUUCUCUCCCUCGAGUAAAGAUGGUUUUUUCUAUCUGCGUUUAUCUGUCAGGACUCUUACUAUCCUGUUCCGGGCUCCAUGUUUUAGGUCCUACUGAUCCUCUGACUGUAAGGUUGGGGGGCUCACUGAUGCUACCCUGUUAUACUGAAACCCUCAUACCCCUGGAGGAGCUGGAGGUGGAGUGGAUGAGAACUGACUCUGAAUCUUUAGUGCAUUUAUUCCAAGAUGGAGAAAUUCGACCAGAGUCUCAGAACCAGGCUUACAGUGGAAGAGCCAGUUUCUUUACUGAGGAGAUCAAGCACGGAAACUUCUCCCUCCUGCUCACAAAUAUAACCACUGAAGAUGCAGGAGUUUACAACUGUUCUGUUCACAGACAAGAUGAAUCUGCUCAAACUUCAGUUCAAAUAAAGGAGAUCGAGCGUUUGACUGUGACUGGAGGUCAUGUAAUAUCUGCAUACGCUGGUGAGGCCGUCACUCUGAACUGCUCUGUAGACUCCCAUAUCCCACCUGAAAAGAUGGAAGAAGUCUCAUGGAAGAAAGUGGAUCAAGAUAUUCUGGUGCUGAUGUUCAAAGAUGGUGAGGUCAAGACAGAAUCAGCUCAUGGGAGCUACAUGGGCAGAGUCGAGUUCUGCAGCCUUGAUGAAAUCAGCAAAGGGAAUUUCUCACUUAGAUUAAAGGAUCUCCGCACUGAAGACAAAGGCCUGUAUAUGUGUGAAGUUUUCUCUGGGGAGUUUUCAGCAAAUGCAACUGUGGAAGUUCAGCAGCUUGGUUUUUCCAGUAUGCAUAUUGGGGUUUUGUUUCUCUGCACACUGGCUUUUGUAUUUCCAGUCUUUCUAAGCUAUCAUGCUCGCACAUAUUUAAUAAAGAAAGACUACGGAAGAACUGCCCUGUCUGUACAGUGUGUGUUUGUCAUUUCUCCGAACGUUGCUAUGUUUCUUGCUUUCAUCCUCUGGGGUGUAAUCGAGGGGUUCUUCAGAGAGGCUGCUACUUGCUCAGCCCUUAGUCUGCUAAGGAUUGUUUUCCUGUUUUGGACUGCUCCAUAUUUGAGUACAUUUCAAGUUCAUGUCUGUAGAUUCAUUAAACGUUCAGCGGUUACAUUGGAAUAUGCUGUGAUAACCACUGUUGCUUUUUCAGGUCUUCUUUUGAAUUUCUGGCAUUUGUAUCAGGAAACACAAAAAUGGGGAAUUAUUAUUUUUUUUUUAGUCCUCUUUACAACACCACUGCUUGUGCUUUACAUAAAUAUCUUUGCUCAAGGUAAGAAUUUCAGCUAUUAUAUUAACCAAGACAUCUUCAUAUAACCUGUCUGACUACUGAACUUACCCCCGUUCCCCCCUGUUCACUGUCUAAUACUAAUAAUAGAGAGGUGGGGUCUGUCUAAACCAGUGAAAUGCCAAAUCUGUUGUAAAGUUUUGCAGACUGUUUGUCUUUGGAUAUUUUAUUGUAUGGUGUAUUAUUUCCUGUGCAGUAACCUUGGCUAUGUGGAAUGAGUUUUAUUAGGGUUCAAGCUCCGAAGGUGCGCAGAACUGUAAUGUUUUUGCAAAAAAAAUUGUAUUAUUAUUAUUCUUUUUUUCUCGAAAAACGCAUAUCUGCAGCCUAGACAGUACGUCGUAGAGACACGAAACUUGGUAGGUAGUUGUAGGAUUAGUGCAUCUUGGCAGACAACAAAAAUGGCACUGAUUGGUCAAUGGGUGAUGCCAUUAACAAGGAAAGAUCAUUUUUCAUAUUUUGCUCCAUAACUUCAGAACCAUGAGACCUACAUUCAAUUUUUUUUGUUGGAUUCAAUACCUUGGGUCAAUACCUACAACUUUCCAAUUUGCACCAUGCACUUCCACCAGUUUAAAUUGUUUGCUAAUUUUUACCAAUUUGCAUAAUAUGCAAAACAUACUUUUGUGAACUAGUCAUAGGAAUUUUGACCAAUCCUGACAUGUUUGGUAUUAAAAUGGGCUUCAAUAUUCAUCUAAAGGUUGAAAUUUGUGAACAGUAUGGCCACUAGGGAUGCAACGGUACAGUGUGGCCAUGGUUCGGUUCUUAUCACGGUUCUUGGACCACUGUUCCGGUUCGGUUUUGAUAUAUAUCAAUAUUAUCUAGUUCCAACAUGCAGUGUGCUUUAAACCCUUUGGGCCCUAAUUUAACGAUCUAUAGCGCACUAGUUAAUUGCACUUUGCGCAGCUGGAUUUAGGGGCUGUUGUAAGGGCGUGAAAAAUAGGCCUUGCACAGCUCCAAAGGUGCAAAGGGCGUGUUUUAAUUCUCUUAUUUAUUCAUGGGUGUGUUUUGGGCGUAACGUGAAAUAAACCAAUCAGUGUGUCUGUAUCCAUCCCCUUUAAGAGGCAGCUGCGCUUUGUCUUCUGUUCAUUCCUAUUUUAAGAGUGCAUAAACUGACUGUGCCUCACGCUGUUCAAAUAAGGGAAGCAGCUGAAAUAAAGGGAAUGUUGUUUUAUUCUUUAUUCUGUUUAUUGUUUAUAUUUUUUAAAAAUUUGAAAUAAAAACUGACAUUUACUAUAGACAAUUAAAAUAUCUACGUAAAAAAGAAAAAAUACGACAUAAAAUCAUAAAAAUUGAUACAUAAAAAAUGAAGAAUGUGUAUCUUAUAAAGGAAAAAUAAUAGUAGUUGAAUAUAAAGUAAAAUUAUAAGAAUUAUAAAAAAUUAUAAAAUUUAUAUGAGUAAACGAAGAACAUGGGAAUCAUGGGAAAAUAUAUACAUGUUUAAUGUUUUUAAUAUAAUUUGAUCAAUAAAAUAAUUAAAAUUAUUAAAAUGAAUUAAACAAUAAAUAAUAUAAAAUAUAAAGUAUAAAAAAACUAAUUUAAAACAAUCACAGGCUUCACAGUGCGCAGAAUAAUAAAAGUUUCAGUUUCAAUUAAUUGAAGCAGCUCAUCAAAACCUCAACCUAUCCUUUAUAUUUGACAAUAUUUUAUUAACUUUACAGGUCCUCACUCAUCUUAAUUUCAUUAACUAAACUGAGUUUUGUAUCCUCGCGCAGAAUUCAGCUCCGCGCUGUGCGUGCGCGCGAGAGAGAGAGAGAGAGGUGCAGCGCAUUUUGCCUGAUUUCUUUUGAUUAAUUAUACGGAAAUAUAGUGAGUUUAUACCAUGAAUUAGUACACUUGAUACGACCUUAUUUAUUAAAAGACUUUUUGAAGAAAACAGAGGUAAUCCCGCGCUGCCAAUUCCGCUACACGCACCUGCGGUCUUUUUUGAGCGCUGAACCAGAUUUUCGUUAAUGAAUUAAUAUAUUUUAGAUUUGUAAAAAUGUGCCCUGGUGAUACGAAAUGAAAGCUAACAUAUGGCUUUAUAUUUCUGUGUAUUUUAAAAGUAUUAAGUUGUAUAUAAUUGACGGACAGCUCCAGAGGCAAGGGUGACAAUGUGCUUUAUUUUUCAGAUGUAUAAAAAAUAAUAAUAAUAAAAGUGAAUUUUUUGUUAAAUAAUAGCAAAGUGAAAUUAAAAAAAUGUUUAUUCGAUUUGUCCAUUAUGUUUAUUUUUUAUAUCUAAAACUCCAGCAUUUGAGUGAGAAUAAGCAUCUGUUAAAAUUCUCAAACAGCAGAAUGCCUGUGUCUGCUGAAAUUAAGUUAAAGUUAUUAAGUCUGCGUACUGAACAUAAAUAUAACUCCUUAUAACUGUCAUGCAGAUUUUUAAGUAUAUUUUUAUAGUUAAUUGCUGAAGGCUCUGGGUAAGUUUUUUUAUUUCUUUUUUACUGUGGUAAGGAAGUGAUGGUAUGGGGUAUUUUGGAGCGCAGGGCGCAGGGUGAUCGUGAUUCAGUUUUUGGUGCGUGACUGACCAUUGAAUUUCGACGUCCUCUCACAGGAUCAAACACGCAACGCGUCUUUCUGCCGCCAAGAUAGAAACACGAUGGCAACGUGCCACGCUACAUGCCUUGCGUAGGUGUACGAUAGGGCCCUUUCUGUUUUAAAUCAACAAGGUGCUCCUACUCACACUUGCAGAGCCAAUAUUAAAUAGAAAAAGACACAGAUUAAAAUCACAACAUUUAUUAUAAAAAAGGCACACUUAUUCUUACCAUUAAUCAAAAAAAGGCAAUUUUUUUAAAAUUGCAGUAAUAUAAAAUGUAAACAUGAAUAUUAUUCAAUCAACUCAACCAACAAAUAUUGUCAGCCAGUCACACACUUUAAGAAAAUACCAAACUGAUAUCACACUGUGCUUUAUCUGCUCACUGUGUUUUUACCUUUUCCAUCAUACUCAACACUGAAGCCAAAAUGGUCCCAAACAGCGGAUUUAUAAGCUGAAGGCGCCUCUUCAAAUUUCCUUUUCUCUGUUUCCCGUUCACUCGCCCUGAUCACGCAUCUGAGAAAGUUUGGUUUAAUUAACACUCAAAUCUUCAGCGUCUGCCUUGAUCAGCAUCUGAUUGGUUGUUGCUUGGUUGUGGAGAGACACACGGAGAGAAGUAUAUAAAAAAGUCUCCCCUGGUCCUUAGCAAUCCUGACUAUCGCCCAAUACACAGAAUACAGUAUUCAAUCAAUAACCACAGAUAAAGUAUUAAAGUUUUGUCACCAGCGAGAUAAGCAGAUAAGCACCAGAACCAGACAGAGACAGCUGGGCAAACUCAAACUUUUUAUUUUCUUAACAGAGAAUCAGCAAACACAAAUUAAAGAGUUUUCUCUUCUGUAAAAAGUAAAAAAACAGCGGUUGGGCAGGGGGUGAUGUUGUGGGCUGCAGACGGAGGAGUAGAAAAACUAGUAUAUGUCAAUCAUACUGUAAUAUUUUGACAUUUAAUUGGUUUUGCCAUAUUAAGUACAGUGGCUCUGAAAAAUGUGUAAACACAAUUAUGUUUGAAAAUGCUCAUUGUUUCAAAAUAGCUUUAUACAAACUAGUCUCUGGGUAUUUGACAUAUGACCUCAAUUUUGGUCUUGUUGCACAAGGCAGAGUCUGCAGGUAAAUAGUCAUUAAAACAAUUGUGAAAUUGUCACUUACAACAGUGUCCAGGCAUCAAGCAAUCUGUGAGCCGAAAUUGCUGUAACUCUGCAGUAUUUGCUUUAAUCUCACAAUGUAAAACACUUCUGUACAAACUCACUGUGAUGAAGUGCCAUUUAAUUCAGAACUAGAUUUAGAACAACUUUGUAAUUACAUGUCAUGUCAGAACAUUCACUCCUUGGUGUUAAUAUAAACUUGUUUGGUCAAAAACUUCAGCUUAUUUUGAAAAAGUCAAUCUGAACCACUUUGUGAACAUUCUGGUUGAAGUCUCCUGAUCAAAAACCAUAACAUGUAGAUGCCUUUUGACAAAUUGUAACUCAAUUGUAACUUAAUGAAUAUUCUACAACGUUCCAUAGAUUUAUAUGUUAAUUUAAGCACUGAUCAUGUUUAACGGUCUCUGCUCAACAUUAAUAACAGGUGAAAGACAUUUGAUAAUCUAUAAAUGUGGCAGGGUUUUUCCCAAUUAUUUCCCAAUUAGACCUUCUUACACAUCACCAUCCCAUGCUGUAGUAGACACCAUUGUGUCAGUUGGUGCUUGAACCCGCUGAUUGCUGCUUGCGGCUAUAUAUAUAUAUAUAAUUUUUUUUUCUUUAUUGAACAAAAAAAAAUAUCCACUCAAAAAGAAACUUUAUUAAAUAAUAGUAUAAUGAAGAAUAAAAAACUCCAAAGGGCAUAGCAAACACUUUACACACUCUGUCAAUUGCUUCGUUAAUAUGCAGUGGAAAAUUCAUGAAACCAAAGCAGAGAUGAUCUUUGAGCAUGUUAACCAAGAAACACCAGAAAACUACAGUCCCUCACAAACAAAAACAGAGCAGAAAAAAACAUGAUCUGCUUGUGU
Molecule: messenger RNA, 5828 nt
Organism: Astyanax mexicanus (Mexican tetra)
Lineage: Eukaryota; Metazoa; Chordata; Actinopteri; Characiformes; Acestrorhamphidae
Product: butyrophilin-like protein 2
Exons: 8
Coding region: 93-1370 (425 amino acids)
Biological process (GO): positive regulation of T cell proliferation; cellular response to lipopolysaccharide; negative regulation of T cell proliferation
Cellular component (GO): external side of plasma membrane
Source: RefSeq, a predicted model, not a curated record